Molecule: messenger RNA, 528 nt
Organism: Akanthomyces muscarius
Lineage: Eukaryota; Fungi; Ascomycota; Sordariomycetes; Hypocreales; Cordycipitaceae
Exons: 2
Coding region: 1-528 (175 amino acids)
Cellular component (GO): extracellular region
Source: RefSeq, a predicted model, not a curated record
AUGUCUACCAACGUCCUCACCAAGGCUGCCGUUCUGGCGCUCGCCGCCAUUGGCUCCGUCUCUGCCGCGCCUCUCGAGGUCCGCGCCCACGAAGACUUCCAGGAAAUGAUGCUCAAGACGACCAACUGGUACCGCUCGCAGCACGGUGCCGAACCUGUUUCGUGGGACCAGGGUCUGGCCGACUAUGCCGUCAACUACGCCAAUACCUGCGCCAAGGGCCACUCGGGCGGCGGCCACGGUGAAAACCUGGCUUGGGGCAGCGGCUGGGCGAACUGGGCCAACCUGUUUGGCAACGAGCGCGUCAAAUUUGACUUCGACAACGGCGAGCCCGGCAGAGAGACUGGUCAUUUCACCCAGCUUGUCUGGAAGAGCACCAGCAGAAUGGGCUGCGGCUGGGCCUGGUGCGACAACUUCGGAGAGCACUUCGUCGUCUGCUCGUACGAGAAGCCCGGCAACUGGGGCGGUCAGGUCCGCCAGAACGUUGGCCACCAGAUCCAGGGCAGCCCUAACGACCAAUUCCCAGGCUAG